Pieris napi is the source of this 896-nucleotide messenger RNA. It is a transcript of the gene Pfdn2, whose product is annotated as prefoldin subunit 2. Gene Ontology annotation, cellular component: prefoldin complex; cytoplasm. The transcript is spliced from 3 exons. Lineage: Eukaryota; Metazoa; Arthropoda; Insecta; Lepidoptera; Pieridae. Bases 186 to 623 code for a protein of 145 amino acids. The record is from RefSeq and is a predicted model, not a curated record. Gene Ontology annotation, molecular function: protein folding chaperone. Gene Ontology annotation, biological process: protein folding.
GCCCUGUGCUUUGGCGACUAAGUACUAACCUGUGCAAUGUGCAUAACGGAUAACCCCAACUGUGUCUGAAAUCUGAAUCCUUUUAUUAAAUGUUUGUGUUAAACUUUUAGAAGCAAAACCUAACGCAUUAUUAUAUAUGCUACUUAUUUCCACAAAAACAGAGUAAAUAGGUAGCUUUGUUUAAAAUGUCUAAUACUAGCAGUGGAAAGGGAACAAAAUCCAAGUCCAAUGAGGAGGUAUUCGCAGGUUUUCAAACUCUUCGAAAUGAACAAAGACAAUUAGCAAAUAAAAUUUCAGAAUUAGAAAUGGAUCUAAAUGAGCACAAAAUUGUAAUAGAAACUUUACAAGCGGUGGAGCCAAAACGCAAGUGUUUCCGUAUGAUCGGUGGAGUAUUAGUUGAGCGCACAGUUGCCGAAAUACUACCAGAGCUCGAGACUAACCUGGAAAGGUUACCGAGUGCAAUUCAGACACUUAAUGAGCAACUGGCCCAUAAAGGACAAGAGAUCAAUGAUUAUAUAGAGAAACAUGACAUCCGAGUGCAGCGUGGGGCUCAGCAGCCAACAGAAGCACCCUCAGAGGACUCUCCAAAUGCUAAAUCCAAUGUUCUUGUUGCAAGUGGUUAAAAUUAUUCUAAAUCCUUUAUUAUUUUUAAGCUUGUUUGUUAUUAAAAAUAUUUCAAUUGACUAAACAUGUGAUAAAAAUUUAUUAUAUGAAAUGGACACUAAAACUAACUUCUAUUACAUUAGGGUCAUAUAACUUAAAUUACAUAGUAUCAAAAUAAAUCUUAUAUCUUUGCUUUACAAUAAAAACAUUAUAAAUUUAUAAUUUCCUUAUAGAUAAAAAUAAUUUUAUUUAACUUUGUAUUUACUAGUAAUAAAGAUCCUCGCUUAUUUAAA